AUGAUUGAAAUCGAACAAGAGAACAAACAUAUAAGAGCAGGCUCUGGGAAGAUUUUAUUAGCAAAGACUUUUGCUCGGCUUGUUAAUGUUCCUUUUGUCAUUGAUGAUGCAACUACACUGACUCAGGCUGGUUAUGUUGGUGACGAUGUUGAAUCAAUCCUUCAUAAGCUAUUAACGGUCGCUGAGUUCAAUGUGCAAGCAGCACAGCAGGGAAUAGUCUACAUUGAUGAAGUUGAUAAGAUAACCAAGAAGGCUGAGAGUUUAAACAUUAGCAGGGAUGUUUCUGGUGAAGGUGUCCAACAGGCACUUUUGAAAUUACUAGAAGGCACUAUCGUAAAUGUUCCAGGAAAUGGAGCAAGGAAGCAUCCACGGGGUGACCAUAUACAGAUCGACACAAAAGAUAUUCUCUUUAUCUGUGGAGGAGCAUUUGUUGACCUUGAAAAGACCAUUGUUGAUAGACGACAAGACUCAUCAAUUGGUUUUGGAGCUCCUGUUCGUGCGAACAUGGCUACCAGUGGAGUGACCAGUGGUGCAUUAACGUUAUCUUUGCUAGAAUCGGUUGAGAGUGCCGAUCUGACAGCAUAUGGCCUUAUACCGGAGUUUGUAGGACGCUUUCCCAUAUUAGUUAGUUUGUCAGCUCUAACAGAAGACCAGCUCAUUCGGGUAAAGCUGCAUUUUACUGAGAAAGCGCUUGAGAUAAUUUCCAAGCAAGCGAUGGUGAAGAAUACAGGUGCGAGGGGACUAAGAGCCUUACUUGAAAGCAUUCUUACUGAAGCCAUGUUUGAGAUGAUAAAAAGGGAGAUGAAAGAAUCGACGCGGUUAUUGUAGAUGAGGAAUUAACAGGCUCAGAAGCUUCUCGUGGUUGCACAGCAAAAUUACUUAAAGGAGACGGGGCUUUUGAGCGGUACCUCAGCGAGAACAAGUCAAAAGAUGCUACAGAAGCAACGGUUGACGAAAGAGUGGGAUCGGCGAGAGCAAUGCGGUUGUAAAAUAUAAUGAGAGAAGAAGGGUUUUAACAUGCAGAGUUUCUUGAUUAUUUUGUAAAGAACAGCAUUCAGAAGUUUUACAGAUCUGAUCUAGGUUUUUUUCUUUGUUUUACGGUACUUGGAGGAUACUUGAUUGGGCGUAUAACUGGUAAAAUCGUACGAGUUAUUUCUACUUCGUCCUGGUGAUUGGAUUUGAAGCUUGAAGCAAUCGUCGAGGUAUGUAAAACUCUGUGUUCUCGAUUUCAAUUUCUGUUUUUGGUUUUGUUUUCUGAGUUGUGGAUGAUUGAAAUCGAACGAGAGAACAAAUGUGUAUGAACAGCUCUCGUAGAUGAGAUCGUUUCACAAUUGACAAUUUUAUUGGGAUUCUGUAAUCAAGAUGAUUUCAAUUUCUGGUUUUUGUUUUUUUUUUUUUUGUUGGUUUUGUUUCUGAAUUUUGGAGGAUUGAAAUCGAACUAGAGAACAAGUUCUUUUCGAUGAGUUUGUUUCAAUAGGAUUUCAAAACCUUUUUAAUCGU
Camelina sativa (false flax) is the source of this 1500-nucleotide messenger RNA. NCBI's taxonomy places the organism in Eukaryota, Viridiplantae, Streptophyta, Magnoliopsida, Brassicales, Brassicaceae. The record is from RefSeq and is a predicted model, not a curated record.